Biomphalaria glabrata is the source of this 5027-nucleotide messenger RNA. Its product is annotated as mucin-5AC-like. The record is from RefSeq and is a predicted model, not a curated record. The transcript has 18 exons. Bases 946 to 4404 code for a protein of 1152 amino acids. NCBI's taxonomy places the organism in Eukaryota, Metazoa, Mollusca, Gastropoda, Planorbidae.
UCUUCUGACUGGUAGGAACGUCUUCUGACUGGUAGGAACGUCUCCUGGCUGGUAGGAACCACAACUAUGAUCACUCACAUCACUGUCGCAGCACCCAACCACAACCACACACAUCCACACAUAUCCACACCUGACGGAAAGUCAUCUUUUAAAUAAAAAGUGUUACCAAACACCUGCACACCUAAAACAGGACAAAAUGGAUGUUAAAGCCUAAAUUAGGAGGGUCAAAGCGAGGACCAGGCCCCUUAUAAAUGAGGGGGAAAGGGAAGAUGACAAAAGAAGGACAAAGUUUUUUAAUAGGAGGGCAAAAGGAGGACAGUAUUUUGUAGGACAAAAGGAGGACAAAAUUCUUUUAUAGGAGGACAAAAUGAGGACGAAGCCUUCUAUAUGAGGACGAGGGAAGGACAAAGCCUUUUAUAGGAGGACAAAGUCUUUUAUAGAGGACAAAAGGAGGACAACGUAUUUUAUAGGAAGAUAGAAGGAAGACAAAGGCUUCUAUAGGAGGACAAAGGGAGGACAAAGUAUUUUAUGGGAUGACAAAAGAAGGACACAAUCUUACAAGGGGACAAAAAAGUAUUACAAAGAAGUACAAAAGACAAAUGCUUACUGGACAAAGGACAUGAAUCAGCAAUCAUUUAGCCAUUCAUCUGAUCAAUUCAUACCAAUUAAUCAAUUGUUUGGUUUCCGUGACCAUCAUCCAAUGGCAUCGUCAGAAAAAUUCAUGUCUAAUGUUACGACAAUUUUAGAACCGCUGGUUCCGAUCAGCCUAUCCUACUAUUCUGAUCUAUGUCCUUAAGGAGACAUCGAGACCAGCCGAAUGACCAAAUUUGAAUGAAGACAAUCCGUCAUGUGAUCUGUCUAAGGUACUCUGACACAGACAACGUUCAUUUUGUCGGGGUCAUUGUUGUAGUCCAGAUCAUUUGAACAGCGAAAGCUUUUCUCAAAAUGUUCGUCCAGUAUUUCUUGAUCCAGACAUUAGUUCUGUCAGUCUAUGGACAGUUUGCCACAAGACAGGGAUCAAGAGUGAACGACAGAUUGACUGACGCAGACACACAGCCAAAUCAGCAACAGUUCUUUAGACAGACACAGACCAACAGAUUACAAUCGCUCUAUCCGGAAUAUAAUAUCCGACAGCCAACCUCACUUCAGACAAGGACUGCGCCAAGGCUUAUAAGUUCCAGGCCGCUUCUUGACAAUGGUCAGCUGACAAGACAAUUCAGCACAGAUCGUCAGAUCAGCAGCAACACAAGAUCCGGGUCUCUUAGCCAAUCAUCUUUGGCAAAUAUGCAACUAGCCAGGAUUGAUCCUUCUGGGAGGAUAGUUCCACUGUCUGCUGCUGAAAGAGAAGAAUUCAUUCGAAAAGGCGGGAAACUAGUUGGUCAAGUUCUUAACAGACCAAACCAGAACACCGAUCGUCGCAUUCAGCCACCACAGCAAAGAACGGACCUGCAGCCCAAACCCGCCACUGCCAGAAAUAUUAGAGUUCCUGUCACGCAAACUUUUAUGGGCUUCAACAGACCACAGAGUCCUGGGAGUGACAACUUUUUACCGCCACCUACAGAUCCACGCCGAGUUCAAGUUCCAUCCAUACAGAGCCAGUUUGGGAGAGACGGCAGAAGGUUCAAUGGCGAAGGGCCAGUUCGAGAUAUAGGCUCGUCGCUCAGAAGACAAGAGGAAGAAACAUGGUGGCGCCAGCAGCAACAAGAUUUAUUGGCACGUGAGAGACUUCUGCAGAAAAAAGAGGAAGAAUUAGAAAAAGCAUUUAUCCGACAAAAAGAACUAGAGCUGCUCAACAGUCUAAGGGACAAAACUCCGUUGAGCGCCAGUGAAAUUACUCCAGCUCUUCCCCCUAAAGAGUUACCGUUACUUCAGCCAACACUAGUGGAGUCUGCAACACCACCGCCGCCAGACACCACAACGUCCUCUACAACUGCUGCUACAACUACUACCACCCCUGCCCCUGUACAAAUGACCAGCCCAGUCUACGUGGCCCCAGCAGACGUCGUGACUUUAAACACCGUCCCCGUGCACCCAGUCACCCCAGUUGCUGUUGUUACAAGCACCAUUGAAAGUACUACAGAGAAAGCAUUCAAACCCAUAGAGAUUUUGGCAUCACUUCCUAAUGACACAGUCGUUCACGCGGACAACACCGCCAAGCUCAAUGUCACUUUUCUCCUAGGAAUGUCAAGCAUAGUGUCGACAGAGGCUCCCGUUGCUCAGGAUGUCACACAAUCUGUCUUCAAAGUUCUCACACCUGACAAGGUCGUUACAGAAUACGCCAACGUCAAUAUCAACACUGUGACACCGAAGGAUUUGAUCUACAGCACUGACGCUAAAAGUCUGCCCGUGACGGAUCUGAAAAACAUCACUCCAGGUCCAGCCACGCCCGGCUAUGACGCUAAGGUGAACGAGCUCAUCCGUCAGAUGGCCAUUGACAUGCUGCUCAGUAGGAUCAAGCAGUCACAGAUCCAACCCAGUCCUGCAGGGUUCGAUUCUCAGCUAGCAGCCGAACUGAUCCGAUUACUGGGAGGCAACGCCAACCUCACCUUGACGCCAACCUCACAGAUCCUCAACCCAAUGUCAGCCACAACAACGUCUGCAACGACAAGGGAUACUACAGUGGGAGUUGCCCAACCUCCCGUAGUCCCAGAAGCAACAGUGACCCAAGGAGCUUCGGUUAUCCAAGAAGCACCCGUUGUUCCAGAACCAAGUCCCUCUAAGAUAUUGACAUCAACAGUGCCCAGUGCUGUAUUGCCAGAAGUGGCCCCUACAUCUGCACCCGUCAGUCGUCCUGCUCUAAACAACUUCAGCAAGCAGCUUGCGAGUCUUGCACAGAACGUCAUCGAGGCUCUGUUGCAACAAAGUUUCUCUGGCAUGAAGACCCAUGACGAGCCCUUGGUUCGGGCCGCCAACGUCCUGCUCGGAGAGAUUAAGAUGCUCACUGGCCCGCAAGCCAGCCAGAUCACCAACUCCAGCACCUCGCUAGCAGAGAACGUCUUAUCGAUAGCCGGUGCCGGAAAAGUGCUCGCGGAACCUGUCGCUGCCGAAACGACCCGCUCACUUCUGCCGGAAACCUCGGCCGCCAACAUCAGUGACCAGUCCAAUCAGAACCCAUUGAUGACUGAAGCCUACAACGUGACACUGGGAAGCAUGUUCACUGAUUACCUCAACGUAACGUACGAUGCGACCAACGCCACAGAGCCCAGUACCACUGCCACGCCGGUAACUGAGCCCACGGAAGCGGUACCCACGCCGCCAGCAAACCUUCCACCUGCGUUUGAACCUCUACCUGGCAUGGAGAAUGUGUCAAAGUCUCAGUUGGAUCGAAUCCUUUCUACUUCCGGGAUACAGUCGUCUGCUGCAUCUGUCAACACCAAGAUGGCGUUGGUUCUCUUGCUGUCUAAGUAUUACGGGAUAUCUGCAGACGCAGCUCUGGCCAUAAUAAACAUGAUGGCUGUCGUAAAGAAAGAUUCUGCUUUGGAAGCCAAAGCUGGUGAACUUGAUGCACUUAAGCUUCCUGUAGCCAUGCCGGAUGCAUCUGUUUCUGGUCUAGCAUCAACCACUGCGUCUGCAAUUAAUAGUGCGGUAGAUGGUGGUCCUAUUGAAACAAGCUCAGGCAAUACAGAACAGAUUAAACAAACCAAUGAUGGGACAACCGCGCCAAGCCAAUUUCUGAAGCAAGCUGUCAAUGAAUCGGCUUCGGUUCUGAAUACGUCUAUCACUCAUGAUCUAACAUUAAGUAAAGCCGUCAAUAAAUCACCUUCCUUGAUAUCGCUAAGUGAGGUCACUACUUUAGCAUCAUCUGUAUCAUCACCAAAUGAUGUCACAACUGUCUCGACAUCAGCUACCUCCAAGGCUUCAUCAACUGAAGCACUGCCUAAGUUUCCUACAACUACUUCAACAGCAGCACCACUCUUCAGUAAAGAUCUCAUUGUUCUAUCAAGUCCUCCUCUCCUGUUAACUGAAAGUUUCUCCAUGCCAACGACAUCUACAGCUUUGCUAAGCCACGCAUCGACCAGAGCGAGCAACUCACUAAACGUGACGCCUUCUACAGGGGUAACGUCUACCACAAGUGCAAACAUCCUUCCGUCAAAAGCACCGACAGCUGUAACAUCGACGACUGCGUCCUAUGACAACACAUCAUAUGACAGCACACCCUAUGACAGCACACCCUAUGACAGCACAUCCUAUGAUAGCACAUCCUAUGACAGCACAUCCUAUGACACCACAUCCUCGACAACCGUCAAGGUGGUGAAUCCUAGCUUCUCCUUCCUAAUGAGCUCACUGUCCAAGCUGGCUUCAGAACUGGCCGCCAGAAAGGCUGCAACCGAAGAGUCGACGACUUCACAGUAUACAGACCCAAGUCUGCUAGCUAAUGUCACCGAAACCAGUACAACAGUUUAAUUUAUCUGCACUCGGCAAACGUUCUCCAUUGCAAAAAGAAAACAAAACAAAAAUUACAGCUUGAUCUCCAAACUUUUGGGAAAGAUGUUACACUGUCUGAAAGCGUUGGAAAAUAAAAUGUCUUUUUAAUAUAAGCAUUUAAAAAAAUUGCCAUUGUAGAAUUAAAAUGUACAAUGAGAUAAAAAAAAAAUAUGAAUAAAUAUGUGUUUAAAAUAAAUUUUAAAUGUUUCUCAGUAAUUUCAAUGAGCUCUACAAUAGAAUUUCUCAUUUUUCUAACAAUAAACUGUGUUAUUUUUCUGAAUUGGAUGUUUAAUCUUAAAUUUCGUAACACUUGAAUGUUUCAAUAUUCAAGGUCCUUUAAGUGAUGGCUACUAUUCCAUAGUCCACCCUAACUUUUUUUGUUUGUCAUUUGUUUAGCCAUUGAAUCCCCACCAGCCUUCAGCGGCUAUCUGUUUGUUUGUUUUUCUUUGUCUUCCUAGGCACCCAACCUCGUUCUAAAAGCCUACGAAGUAAUAGCUGGCGUGUUUAACAUCACACCAGCAGAGCUGCAUGGCAUUGUGGCGUCCAGGGUGAUGAGGUCCACCACGUCAGCCCCAGUGGUGUCAACAACCACCACCACCGCU